AUGGCGGAUCACAAGAAGCAUGAGAGCUCUGGCUCAAUGAGUUCCAUGUUGGACAAGCUCAAGUUGAGCGAUGGCUUACACGAUGCAAAAGUUCAUCUCGUCCACCAAAAGCACAAGAUUGGUAAAUUAGCAAAUCUGUUCAACAAAAACCACAGACAUGAUGAAGAACAUGAGCAGCGGUGUGACGACAAGCGAACUUCCAUCGCCGAGCAGAACCGCUUCAAAUCUUAUUUCCCAAUGCGCGCUGGCAACCACGUCAAGUGGUAUGUAGAUGGCCGAGAUUACUUCUGGGCUGUGUCCAUUGCUCUCGAGCAAGCUAAAGAAUCCAUCUACAUCGCCGACUGGUGGCUGUCACCAGAGCUAUUCCUCCGCCGACCCCCAUACGCCGCGCAAGAAUACAGACUGGACAAAUUGAUCAAGAGAAAGGCAGAAGAGGGUGUCCAGAUUUAUGUUUGUGUCUAUAAGGAAGUUGAGCAGGCCUUGACUUGCAACUCGGCUCAUACCAAGCAUGCGCUGAGGAGGCUUUGCCCCAAGGGCUCUCCUGGUUAUGGAAAUAUCCAUGUUGGCCGUCAUCCCGAUCACAAUGUCUUUGAGAACUUUGGCGAUAUGACAUGGUACUGGGCACAUCACGAGAAGUUCAUUGUCAUCGACUACGAAAUAGCAUUCGUCGGAGGCCUAGAUCUAUGCUUCGGACGAUGGGAUAAUCACCAACACCCUCUGUCAGAUAUUCAUCCUACCAACGUUCAAGAUGAAAUCUGGCCAGGACAAGACUUUAAUAAUAACAGAGUCAUGGACUUCCAGAAUGUGUCUUCUUGGCAAGAUAACGAGCUAAGCAAAGCAGAUUAUGGUCGUAUGCCGUGGCAUGAUGUCGCAAUGUGUAUCCAAGCUGAGAAUUUUGUGUUGCGAUGGAAUUUCGUCAAACGUGACAAAUAUAAGAGAGACGAAAGAUUCGACUGGUUGGUGUUGGAGAACAGGGAGAAUGAAGAUGAGGACCUAAUUGGCGUACAACGUCCGAAGCACCCUGUCGGAGAAUACGUUAAGCAUCCUUAUACUCCUCUAAGCACUAAAAAUCUUGAGAACAGGGGCACAGUCAACUGCCAGCUCGUCCGAUCAAGCGCCGACUGGAGCAGCGGUAUCUUGACCGACCACUCCAUUCAGAACGCAUAUAUUGAGAUCAUUUCCAAGGCCCAGCACUACGUUUAUAUCGAGAACCAGUUCUUUAUCACUGCCACAGGCGAUCAACAAGCUCCGAUCAAGAAUACUAUUGGUCGCGCGAUUGUCGAUGCCGUUGUGAGGGCCGCAAAAGAGGGUCGCAAAUUCCGCGUCAUCGUGCUUAUUCCUGCUAUUCCUGGAUUUGCUGGGGAUCUCAGAGAGCAAGCUGCUACGGGCACGCGAGCUAUUAUGGAUUACCAGUACAAGUCUAUUUGCCGGGGUGAGCACUCUAUCUUUGGGCAAUGCCGCGCUGCGGGCGUAGACCCGGAGAAAUACAUUUUCUUCUUCAACUUGCGAUCUUACGAUCGUCUUAACAAGACUCCUGCUAUCAUCAAGGCUGAGAAGGAGACUGGUAUCAGCUACCAACAGGUGCAGCGUGCAGAAGCUGAGGAGAUCAUGGGUGAAGGUAUUCACGGCUCUUAUGACCCUGAGGAUAGUGAGGGCGAUGAACACAUGCGUGGCGACAAAAAGCAGAAGGAGCUUGAUGAGGAUAUUAAGAAAACCAUGGAGGCACGAAAGAAGUUUGAGGCUGCGAUGCCCAAGGAGGAAGUUCACACAACUUCUUCUGUUGCACACCAUGCUAUGGCUGGUACUGGCGAAGGCUUAAAGGGCGAGUCUUGGUUUGAGGAGGAUCCUGAGUCAGAGAUCAAGAACUGGAUUCAGGAGGAGCUUUACAUCCACGGUAAAUUGCUGCUGGUCGAUGACAGAAUUGCCAUUUGCGGAAGCAGUAACCUUAACGAUCGAAGUCAAUUGGGUGACCACGACAGUGAGCUCAGUGUUGUCAUGGAGGACACACGCCUCAUCCCCAGUACCAUGGAUGGAAAGCCCUUCGAAGCAGGUUAUCACGCAGCAACUCUCCGUCGAUAUCUCUGGCGUGAGCACAUGGGUCUCUUACCCCCCCAACCCCACGAUGCUUCGCAGGACAUCAACGCCAUGCCCCCAAGCGUCAACCCCAACAAUGAUAUCUACGACCAAGAUGAGAGCUACAAGUUUGUUGAAGAUCCUCUCAGCGACGAACUCUGGGAGAAGUGGACGAGCCAGGCAGACAAGAACACCGAGCUAUUCCGCCACUUAUUCCACGCUGAUCCAGAUGACCAUAUCAGGACUUUCGAUGAUUAUGAUCGAUAUCUUCCUCCGCGCGGCGUCAAACCUGGUCAUAUCUUCGACCAGUUCAUGCCCCCCGAAGACGCCAGAGAGAAGCUGUCGCAAAUCAAGGGUCAUUUGGUUUGGUUCCCCUUGCGCUUCCUUGAAGAUGCUGAGAUGGCGGAGUGGGGAUUGCAGGUCAAUUCUGUGACUGAGUCUAUUUACACGUAA
This is a messenger RNA of Fusarium subglutinans, 2526 nucleotides long. Its product is annotated as phospholipase D. Gene Ontology annotation, molecular function: D-type glycerophospholipase activity. Bases 1 to 2526 code for a protein of 841 amino acids. The record is from RefSeq and is a predicted model, not a curated record. The transcript has 6 exons. Lineage: Eukaryota; Fungi; Ascomycota; Sordariomycetes; Hypocreales; Nectriaceae. Gene Ontology annotation, biological process: phosphatidic acid biosynthetic process; intracellular signal transduction; cell motility.